Zalophus californianus (California sea lion) is the source of this 10725-nucleotide messenger RNA. RefSeq names its product suppressor of cancer cell invasion (gene SCAI). Gene Ontology annotation, cellular component: nucleus. Gene Ontology annotation, molecular function: transcription corepressor activity. Gene Ontology annotation, biological process: DNA-templated transcription. The record is from RefSeq and is a predicted model, not a curated record. NCBI's taxonomy places the organism in Eukaryota, Metazoa, Chordata, Mammalia, Carnivora, Otariidae. Bases 73 to 1893 code for a protein of 606 amino acids. The transcript is spliced from 18 exons.
CCUCCGCCGCCUCAGCUUCCCGAGCGAGCCCUGCGGCCGCCGGAGCAGCUCCCGCGGCGGAGCAGGAGCCGGAUGGUCAGAGGAGCCCGGCAGCCCCAGCAGCCGCGGAGUCGCCUGGUCCCCAGACUGACUGGCACAGUGGAGAAACCACCUCGAAAACGGAAAAGCAGGACUGAAUUUGCACUUAACGAAAUCAUGUCCUCUGGAGGUGCUGAAGAUGAUAUCCCACAGGGAGAGAGGAAAACAGUUACAGAUUUUUGUUACCUUCUGGAUAAGUCUAAGCAGUUGUUCAAUGGAUUAAGAGAUUUGCCACAGUAUGGGCAGAAGCAGUGGCAGUCCUAUUUUGGAAGAACUUUCGAUGUUUACACCAAACUCUGGAAGUUCCAGCAGCAACAUCGACAAGUCUUGGAUAAUCGGUAUGGCUUGAAGCGGUGGCAAAUAGGGGAAAUUGCUUCUAAGAUUGGGCAGCUAUACUACCAUUAUUACCUACGCACGUCUGAGACCAGCUAUCUGAAUGAGGCUUUCUCCUUCUAUUCUGCAAUCAGACAGAGAUCAUAUUAUUCUCAAGUCAAUAAAGAGGACAGACCUGAGUUGGUUGUUAAGAAGCUACGAUACUAUGCAAGAUUUAUUGUAGUUUGUCUUCUGCUCAACAAAAUGGAUGUUGUGAAGGAUUUGGUGAAGGAAUUGUCAGAUGAAAUUGAAGAUUAUACUCACCGCUUUAAUACAGAAGAUCAAGUGGAAUGGAACCUGGUGCUUCAAGAAGUAGCAGCUUUCAUUGAGGCGGACCCCGUGAUGGUAUUGAAUGAUGAUAAUACCAUUGUUAUCACAUCUAAUCGCCUUGCUGAAACAGGAGCCCCAUUGCUGGAACAGGGCAUGAUUGUGGGACAGUUGUCUCUGGCUGAUGCGCUCAUUAUUGGUAAUUGUAAUAACCAGGUUAAGUUUAGUGAACUAACUGUGGACAUGUUCCGGAUGUUACAAGCCCUGGAAAGGGAGCCAAUGAACUUAGCUUCCCAGAUGAAUAAACCGGGAAUGCAGGAAUCAGCUGAUAAGCCUACCAGACGAGAAAACCCCCACAAGUAUCUGCUGUACAAACCAACCUUCAGUCAACUGUACACAUUCUUAGCAGCAUCUUUUAAGGAGCUGCCUGCCAAUAGUGUGCUUCUGAUUUACCUGUCAGCCACUGGCGUUUUCCCCACAGGUCGUUCUGAUAGUGAAGGUCCUUAUGAUUUUGGAGGGGUACUUACUAAUAGUAACCGGGAUAUUAUAAAUGGAGAUACCAUCCACAAACGAAAUCAGUCCCACAAGGAAAUGCACUGCCUUCAUCCAGGAGACCUCUACCCUUUCACGAGGAAGCCCCUGUUUAUUAUCGUGGAUUCAUCCAACAGUGUCGCAUACAAGAAUUUCACAAACUUAUUUGGACAGCCACUAGUCUGCUUGCUUUCUCCUACAGCAUAUCCAAAAGCUUUACAAGAUCAAUCUCAACGAGGUAGCCUCUUCACUCUCUUUUUGAACAAUCCUCUAAUGGCCUUCCUAUUUGUCUCUGGAUUGUCAAGCAUGCGCAGAGGCCUAUGGGAAAAAUGUCAAGAAUAUCUUCGAAAAAUCAACCGUGAUAUUGCCCAGCUACUGACCCAUUCACGUUCAAUAGAUCAAGCAUUUCUCCAGUUUUUUGGAGAUGAGUUUCUUCGCUUGCUUCUCACAAGAUUUAUCUUUUGUUCAGCCACCAUGAGGAUGCACAAGAUUUUUCGGGAAACACGAAACUAUCCAGAAUCAUAUCCCCAACUGCCAAGGGAUGAAACAGUGGAGAACCCUCACCUCCAGAAGCACAUUCUGGAAUUAGCGUCCAUUCUGGAUGUUCGAAAUGUGUUCCUCGAGAGUACCAUAGAUGACUAUUAAAACAAAAAUCCUCUUGUUGAAACAAUUUUUCAUUUGCCACAGAUUUUACAUGGUGCCGUUUUCUAAUGUGAUGACAGACACAUAGUGGUGUUACUUAGUUUUAAUUUUUUAAUUUAAGGCCACCAUUUUAAAAACAAACUGAAAAAAUUAUUCAGACUUUUAGGGUAACUGUUUUAAAAUACAGUCUUUCAAGUCUUUUAAAAAACUCAAUUAAUCUUGGAAUUUUUACUUUCCGAUUUUGAGGUAUGGCUACUUACCUCCAACAUCUGUCCCUACACACAUAUAGUCAAUGUUCUCACCCUCAGAAGAGUAAAUCAUUUAUUUUUAUAUAAUGAAGAAAAUCCAACUCUUAUACUUGGACCUUAAAUGUGUGGAUUUAGAAAAUAUAUCAUUGUUCACAAAGAUGAAACUAGCCAGCAUGGACUAUUAAAAAUCAAGAACAGUCUUUCCAUAAUAUUUCUUUUCAUUCCAACUUAGUAGGUAGACAAAUGUGUGAUUCUUUGAAGCAUAUCAAGACAAUUUCUGAAAUCAUUUAAUUCAUUAAAUCCUGUCAUAAUUUCAGAAACUGUAUAGGAUUGAUUUGCAUCUAAAAGUUAAAUCUUUAGUUGGAGUCUUAAGAUGAUAAAUAUCACUUGCAAUGUGUGAGCCCUGUAUUAUCAUGAGAUAUGCUGGCAUAUUUUCCUUUUUUGUAAUCUGAAUGCUAGAAAUGAAAAAAAAAGACUUUUAAGUAUUUCAGUCAAAAAAUCAGAUUGUUGGUUUCAUAAUACAAUGUUUCCACAGGAAUUCUAUUUAAACUCUUAAUUCAUGAUAUCAAGUUUAAAGACCAUCCAGACUGAAGGCUGUGACAUACAGUACAGAGGUUAUAUAAUCUUUUUGCCUAGUUCACGUUUAUGAGAUGUCAAAGUCAGAGAUGUUAUUAAUUUUAGUUGGGGAUAACUGAAUUCUGAUUUAACCUAAAAUGGAAGUAACUUUUGCAUUGACAAUUUGGAAAUAAGAUUUUUUAAAAUUCCUGAUAUUUAAUAUUUUAUAUUCAUGCACAAGGUUUUUUUUUAUUAUUUUAAAUAGGACUCCGUAUAUAAUGUAAAGUUUUUUGUGUUUUUCUUCCGUGUCAUCCCCUUCAUAAUUUCAUAAGCAUUAGUGAUGUUGCUUUGGGUUUUUUUCUCCCCUUCUUUUGACUCCACAGCAUUCAAGUUCAGGAAUCUAUGAACCAAAAGCCCUUCUACCUAAUUGUAGAAUUUGUACAGGCUCACACCGUCUACCUCUGGCAGUCCCAGAGGAAAUAAGGUGAUUGCUUUUGGUGCCUCUUUCCUGUGUCCUUGGGGAAAUUUUACUGUAAUAUUUUUAACUUGGUUUUCAUUUCAGGCAUAGGGAAUUAUUUGGGACUAAGUUAUUCAUAUACCUGUUCCAAUUUGCUGAUUUUUCAUCUGAAGUCUUGAAAUUAUUGUUCUUGGGUUUAGGGGACUUCGUGGUAUUUCAUUCUUUUUUUUUUUUUUUUUCAUUAUUUGUUCUUUUAAACCUUGUUUCAGAAAACCUUGAAAACUUAUCCUGGAGGGAGAUUUCCUUUGCCUAGUGGGUUGUUUUUCUUUAUCAGAUAAAGACUGCUUUUCUUUUUUUCAGUACCUUUAUAAACUUUUUGGCUUUCCUUUCAUAACGGUGUUCACCUGGAUUAUAGCAAUAGGCUGACCUCUUGUUUCAGUCCCCCUGAAUUUCUAUGCCAGUAAUGUACCUGACCUCAAGUAUUUUCCUCUCCUCUGAUGCUUAAAAUAGUAUUUAUUUAUCCUCCUGAGCUUUAUUCUCACCUGUUUAGCAUAAAGAACACUGGUCUGAGAACUAGGAGACCUGAGUUCUAAUCCUGGCUUCUCUGGUAGCUAGCUUUAUGCCCUUUGACAAGUGUCUUCAUGUUUCUGUUUUAUCAUAUUCUCAUCUGUAAAACGAAGGCAUUAGCCCAAGGUCCUAUCCAGUUUUAUGGUUCUAUAAUUGCAAUCUUGAUUUCCUUCCCCCCGUAACCUGGAAAACUAGUUUCCCUGAGUUUACCAUAGACAUUUUCUUUUCUAAGUCAUAUUUAAUUUGUUUUUGUUCACGAAAAUAUCUGAGUCUCAGUUAUUGUAGAAGCUAAUCUGGUGAAGAAAUUAGAGCUUUUGUGAUUAGAAACAUGUUUGUCCAAGAACAAGGGGUCUUGGAAAUCAUGACGAGGGUUUAGAUGAUGACAUUGUUCCUUAAGCUGAUAGUAGUGUAAUUUCUUACUGGUGGUUAAAAAUCUAAAGUGAGCUGAAGCGAUCUUGAAUCUUUAAGAAAGGAAAACUGUGCUAGAAAAUUCUGUACCAUUGUUUCAUUCAUGCCUUCAAGAGGAUGUGGACUGAACAAACUAUACUCCAGAUUUUGUUCUAGGCAUUGGGAAAGCAAAUGAAUCAGACUUUAAAAUCCUUGUCUUCAUGAAGCUUAUAUUUUAGUAGGAGUCAGGCAAUAAACAUAAUAAGAAAAUUUAUGUUAGAGAGUUGUAAGUUGUAUGAAGAAAAUUUAGAACAUGGUAAGGGAAAUGUUUUGGUUGUUUUGGGGUGAAGAACAGUGUCUGAGUGAUCAGGGUAAGCCUUAGUGAGAAGAUUAUAUUUGUGCAAACAAUUCAUGUUUCUUUUUUUUUUUUACUUUUUAUUAUGAAAAUUUUAAGCAUCUGUAGCAUUUAAUGAACCAUCCUGUACCCAUCACCAGGCUUCUACAUUUUAAGACAUUACUUUAAGCAAGGAAGAAGAAAUGUAAAAGGACAAUCACCCAUGGGUAUUGGCAAAGAAUCUCUUUUUUCAGUGCAUACCACUCCCCUUUAUAAAUAUAAAAAUAUUAAGCCCCUUAUUUAUUUAAUUUUAGAAUUCAUAGAAAUUUAAACAUUGGAACUAAGAACAAAGCAAAGCAAAGGGAAAAAAGCACUUCUUUGUUUUCAAAUUGCACAAGCUCCCCCUGGAGAUUCUGAUACAGUCUCUCACCUCCCUUAAGAAUCACUGCAAACAAAACAAGGUAUAGGAUUGCAAGAAGUCCCUUACACAGAGAACAGUGUUAAGCACAAUGGAAUUAUUUUCUCUUUCUUUAUCCGUAUAUUUCUGAAGGUGGUAAAGCAGCUAUUUUCCCUAUUUUUCAGAAGAGAAAGCUGAGACCCCAAAACACUGUAGGUUUAUUCAUAGAGGCAGAUCUAGAACUAAAACUCAAAUCUCCUGACCUCAGCCCAGUCUUUCUAGUAGCUCAGGUUGCUUUCUAUAAUGAACAAGAAAGGAAUAAUUAGAGAUUUCUAUUUUGGCACAAAAGGUUAAGGUAUUUUUAAAAUAUAUCUAAUAUUGAAACCAGGAAAUCAGUCAGCCCUGCAAAUUUUUAUUUAUUAAUUAUAAGAAAUCCCCAAGUCAGACAAUUUAGCCUUGAUUCUAGCCAGGAUAUAUUUUUUUGUAUAUGUGUGUGUGUUUUCCUCCUAGGAAGUGGUGCUCUCAAAACCUCUCAAAGCACAGAGAAUUUAUUAUACCCUUUAUAUAUUUACCAAGUUGAAAUGUUUUGAAAUUAUAAAUGCAAAGUGCAAUCUAGUCAUGACUGAAAUUUUCCUGAUACAGGAUCUGGGUUUUUUUUUUUCCUUACUUGUGGCUACCGCCCUUUAUUUUCUUCUUGUAGUAGAAUUCCCUGAAACAGAUUAGGUGGUAAUUGUACUGAAUUUCAUCGAGGAAAAUGGAAAAGCAUCCAGUCUGAUUUAUAUAUCAAUCUGUGGAGCUUUCUUUAGCAUUCUUCUCCAAGUUUAAUCUCUGACCUGUGUUACUUCAUCACUUUCUGUCUCUUAAAAGGGGUUUGGACGCAGUUGGAAAAUCUUGUACUUAGUUAUCCAUGAAGACUUGUAAUCAGCCUGAUAUAUAGAGAACAUUCUGGACUGGAAAUAGAGUAAGGUGCCAAGGGUCAGCCAACUUGGCUACUGCCAGUGAUUCAGAACCACCUCCCUACCCUAAGUGAGUAAGAAGAUUUGAUACGAAUAUGAAUGGUAUGAAUCUCCUGGUGAUAUUUUGGAUGUAUAUGUUCCUGUGUGUGUUUGGAGAGUAUAAAGGAUAUUUACACGGAGGGCUCUUUUGUUGACCUUAUUUAUUUAAAAAUAUUAUUUUAUUUGUAAUCGCAUGUGUAUAUUUUUGUGAUGCUAAAUGCAAUCUCUCUGUAUACUUUUUUGUAUAUAUGUACAUAUUUGUAAAUAUAUUGGUAUGCAAUGAUGCAGUAUGUGUAUAUUAUAUACCCAUACCCACUGUGGGCUGAAUUUAUUUAAGUUCUGUGAGGACAUCAUAGUGGCAUUGUUCAUGCUGCUGUAAUUAGGUUGUGGCUGUAUCUCAUUCAUGAGCCUCUAUUUUUGAGGGGCUUGUGUUUGGGUAAAAUUGGCUAAUUUGGAGUUGGAAUUAGGAUAUGAAGAUAUUAACAGAAAGCAGGAUAUUCUUAGCUUUAAAAUUAUCUGUCAAUUUCCAUUUAAAUGGAUGAUAAAUUAGUGAUAUAAACCUGAAAAACCUUAGUGUGUGAAACUGAGACACCAGCAGGUUCUUAAGCUAUUUCAGUCCUUUAUUUUUCUUGACCCAUAAUUGAGUAUUGUUAUUGAGUAGUAUUUAUAUUGAGAAUUAAGGGGCUGUGGAAAAAAUUACUUUGAUCCCAUUUCAAAAUAGAUAGGAAAAUGUCCUUUAAAUACAGAAAUUCUGUUUGUAGUUGCCAUGUCAAUACCUGAUACUAAAUUUUAAUUUUGGAAAAGUGUUUUCACCAAUGUGUCUCAUUUUAUAUCUGUCUCUGUGAGGCAGAGAAAGGGGCAUUAGGUAGGGGAAGGCUGUACCUAGGUGGGGUGGGAUUUAAUAAGGAACAGGAGAUUAUUAGUCUGUAUAUUUGCAGCAGCUGUGAUUAAUUUAGUCCUGUCUUGGCAUUUCAGACUAUAGAUUUUUCUUAUUGGAGUUGCAUAUCAAAGGUGAGUAGGCUCAUCUGAGAAAAUGCUUCUAGUGAAUAAAAUGCCUCCAGUUGUAUUUCUUUGUCUCUAUGAGACCACUUGUGUUCUGCAAAUUGAUGAUAUAUUCACACAUGAAAUAGAAUUCUUAAUAUUAGGUGCAUGGCGUGCUAUCAAAUCUGGGCCUCCAAACCUCUACCAAGGAUGAUGGGUGGGAGAGGAUAUCCUCUUAGAGGAUAGUGAAUAUGUGCAGUGCCAAUGUGUGAACACGGACUAUCACAGAAUAUCAGUGUUCGUUACUCCUGUUUUCACGUGGCCUGUGUAUUUGCACGGAAGAGUGUAGGAGAUGUUUAGUAUACCCUUGAACACAUUCACCGCAAAAAUUAAGUAGAGGUUAUUUUUGCAUGAUAAAAUAUAACUGCAAAACAACUGUUUACCCCAUUAUUUUUCAGACGAUUACAUCUGUGUAAUACAAUAGUAAAUUAUCUUAAAAAGAGGAGUUAGAGUCAGAAGUUGGUUUUACCACCCAACAAAUGUUACAUUUGCCUCUUCAUUGUAUUUUUAAUAAGAAGCCAACUAUUCACAACACCUCUCAGUUACAGUAUUAAAUUUAAAAUAAAGUUGUAAUUGCCUUUUUCAUAAAUAAAUAUUAAAAUUUGGUAAUGUAUUAUUUCUGGAAAAUCAGUGAAAAUGUCCAUAGUGUCUGAUAUUCUGUUGUUCUAGUAACCAAAUCAUUCAUUGCAAUUGGAGAGUAGCAGAGCAGAUGUUAUGCUAUUUAAAAUUCAUAGAACUGACUCAGGCUCAGUAUGGACGCUAAUUUGAGGAAAGGAGCAGCAGUAAGAAGUGCAGUAGAUGAGACUGACAUUGUGAAUAUGACCUAUGUUUCUAACAGUUGUAAAGCCAGUUACUUUGCAGUUAAAUAAGGUAAGAAUUGCUUAGAAAACCAAACCUUUCCCCCAUUCUGUACUCUUAAAACUUUGAUACUUUAUUUCUAUUCAUGCUGCACUUCCCAGUUUCUCCUGGAUACUGUGACCAGUUUACCUUAAAAAAAAAAAAAAAAAGGCAAUUCAUCUUCCUCAAACUAAAAUUUCAGAACAUGGUAUUACACUGUGUUCCAGCUUAACUGAGUUUUUGAACAGACUUAUUAAGCAUGCCUUUUGUUUAAGGAAAAAUAAUUGAUGUGUGAAUGGAAUCAAUCACCUAUUGAAAGGAAGGGUGUCAGGAUAAUGUAGGGGGACAUACCCUUAAAUUGGGUAGAGAUAAAUGUAUUAAAUUAAGUGUAACUGACUUGUUGGUGCCAUAGAAAUAUUUCCUUUGGAAGUCUGUAAAUAUGAAAUGUUUUCUUAAGCUAAAUUUGGUAUUUUUCACUUACUAGUUUGGUGUAACUUUUGAGAAUUCCAUUUCUGUAUAAUACUGUUAAUCACUGAAGCACCAUUUCUUAAUUUUAAAAUAUUUUUGUUAAUUUCUUUUGUGUUUUCUUUAAAAGUUAUUACUUAUCAAACUACUCUAAGCAGUGUGAUUUUUUUUUUAAGCAGUGCGGUUUUUUAAAAACAUUAUUUGAACAGUAGAUUCAGUUUUUUAACAGAAGUACAUUUUGUUAAUUCUGCACUCCAGAUUCACUUAAGCCUGAAUUUGGUCAUAAAACAUACUACUUAUUAGGAAUAUUUUCCUGUUUCGGUGAACAUUUCCAGUCUAUAUCCUAAGACAAUCAUCUUUUUAGGUAUAUUAUUGUUUGAGACAUUGGUAAUUUCAGGGUUCAGAGUUUUACUCUUCUGAUAGGCUUAUGGAAUGAAAUAGAGUGAGUGAUUCUAUCAUGUUCAGAAUGAGAUAGGGAAUUAUAGCUAGCUUUCCUAUAGGUCUGCAGUAAACAGUAUUUAAAUUUUUAUAUCACUAGUAUUAUUUUCCCUUUUGAAACUAUUGUGAAUAUCCUCUUGUCUGUGAUGAAAAUUAAGAUUUGUGAACAUUAAAAUUUGACCCAUAAGUUUUCUCAAACAUCAAAUCAGUAUGACCAACCAUUAUAAAUUGUGAAAUGAUAAUAUAUGAUAAUCCCAAAGUAAAUACUUCCAAACCAUAGAAAAAUAACCACUGCAUUUUUUAAAAUUUUAUUCUUACCCUCCACUGCAUAUUAUUUUUUCCUAAAUUAUAUGUUGUGAAAUAUUAAAAAUCUACAGGAAAAAAAUUGCUUAGAAUGUUUUAGGGCAAUAAGAAUUUUUAUUAUUUCUUGAAGAAUGAGGUUUUUUUUUUUUAGCUCUUGUUUUUCUUAUUAAAAAUAACUUUUAAUGGUUCGGUAAAAUAUUUUAGGGCAUGUUUGUAGCUUUUUAUAAUUAUCUGGAUACAUUCCUUUUGCCACAUAGACCAUAUGGCUAUUUCUCCAAUGAUUUUUUUGUUUGUUUUUAAUAAACCUUGCUAUUCAACAAUCAAGGAGACUUCUUCCAGUUGAGGUAGACAGGACUUAGAUAAUAGGAAAAGCAGAUACAAUGUCCUAACAUUUUCACAGUAGAGCUUACAAGUGAAGGAAAUUAUCCAAAUAGGUUAUCUUCAUUGUGUAGUACCAGUACAAAUAGUGGUUUCAUUAAUCAUUGAGUCAGAUGAAGCAGUUAUAAGUCAUUUCUUACUUUGCUCUAAAGAUUAUUGUCAUUUCAGGCCACAUUAUUAUAUUCUCUGGGCAGUUUCCAUUGUAAGGUUAAAUAUCCUUUUUCUUUACUCAUAUCAUCACUAAAGGUUAAGCUAAUCACAUAGGAGUUAAAAAUAAGUUAUGUUUGAUCUUUUUCCCUGAAAAUAAUGGUGAACCUAUUGUCUAUAUUAUGGAUAUUAGGCAUAAAUGCACUUGUUUCAAUCAUAGGAGAAAUUACAUUUGGAGACUACAAUUACUUGAUUUUGUAGUGGUGUGAAAUACUUUUUUAAAAAAUUGUGCUCGUCUGUAACUGAAUGUUAUAGAAUUGUAACACUAUAGGGAUUAUAGAGUUAUAUUUAUUAGCUCUCCUCAAGAGAUUGAAGCACAAUAAUUUUCAUGUAACAGUUCUUAUCCAAGUGCUGCUAAUCUGUGUGCAAAUAAUGAAGCUAUUUGGUUGCCUAUCUAGCUAUUCACAAAUCACUGUAAUCCUUGAGACUUUGUCUUGUUGCUCAUUUGUACUAAAUUUUGGGUAUUGUGGGUUAAUAUUUUAGAUCAAAAUCUGUCAACUCAGCUCUGUGAGACAGCAAACCAUUUAGAUUCACUAGUUUUAUAUGUGUUAUCAGUAGAAUAAAUUUUGAAGGGGCAAUUUACUACCAAUGACUAAGGGGGGAAAUUAUAUUGUCAGUAUCAUUUGACUUGAAUAUCUGUGGUAUUGUGAAAGUCUUAUUUGUUGUGUUUCUGAAUUGCUUAAGCCAUACAUACUCUUAAGGAUGUUUUCCUGUUGUGUUCCUUUUCAGUAGCCUUUUUCUGCUUUGUCUGUUACGGUUAAUACUUCAUAGAUUUUAGAAACUGAGAAGUUAUUGAAACAUUUUAUUUUCUUGAGUUCAUCACUUUUGACUCUUGUAUGAUAUGUGAUUUGUUAUAAAGGAUAGCAAGCCUUUCACUAACUACUUCACUAAAUGAAUUUCAGAGUAAACACUGUGAUUCCACAGAGUGGAUUCAGUAGGCCCUUCUUUCCAAUGUUUUCUUCUGUUAUGGUGCCUACCACCUUAAGGGCACUUAAAUGGUAGAGGAUGGAAAGUUAAACGUUGUUUUGAUGUUUUUUUAAUAACAAGAUUACAGAAAAUUUGAGUUUUGUUGUCAGUGUAUUGAAAACAUUUUUGCAAUGAUAAAUGUUCUCUAGGAAUGUGACUACAUUCAUCAGGUGUGAACUCUUGUAAAUGAAUUUUGUAUCUUGAAUCCACGUGUAUAUUAAGUGUAUCAUCAAUAUAAAAAUAAACAUUAUUUGCUUAAA